This is a messenger RNA of Penicillium daleae, 1740 nucleotides long. Its product is annotated as FHA domain protein. Bases 1 to 1740 code for a protein of 579 amino acids. NCBI's taxonomy places the organism in Eukaryota, Fungi, Ascomycota, Eurotiomycetes, Eurotiales, Aspergillaceae. Gene Ontology annotation, cellular component: ubiquitin ligase complex; mitotic spindle pole body; cell division site. The record is from RefSeq and is a predicted model, not a curated record. The transcript is spliced from 3 exons. Gene Ontology annotation, molecular function: ubiquitin protein ligase activity; protein binding. Gene Ontology annotation, biological process: protein ubiquitination; ubiquitin-dependent protein catabolic process; negative regulation of septation initiation signaling.
AUGUCUGCUUCAACUGCCACCGCCUCCGCCUCGCUCUCCGAUUGUCCACGCCCAGGGAGACUCCGUCGCUUCAGUCAGCUUCGUGCUUACACACAAACCCUAUCCCACUCGUCUUCGGGCGGACAUCGGUCGCGUAACAGUCUGAGUAGUCGAGUGCCGUGGUUGUCUCCCUCGUCGUCAGGUCCAGAGUCUCCCACGCUUCAGGUGGGGAACUCCACUGCUCCAGGUCCCGAAAGUGACCAACCAGCCCUGUCUCGCUACACUUCUGCACCCACCGCGAGCUCCCACGGUCUGGGCGUCGACACACAAACGUCAUCGGCUGAGUCGUCCCGGUCAACUCCUCCAAACGAGCCAACUCAACGUUCUACCAAUGUCAUGGCCCGCUUAAGGAGUGCCUCGGCCGUGCAAGGUCGCCCGCCUCGUACGAUCGCGCUUGCAAGAACUGCCACCCAAGAGGCUCCCACGUCCCUCCCAGAACCGACACCUGCGGCCACCGAUGCGCCCGAAUCGACAGGUACAAUCCCCACAGACGCUGUCCAGGUCACUGCCGUGAGUGCGAAUAAGAAGGCCACCAUUCGAUUUUUCCCGUACCAGGACACCUUCCAGAGCUCGAGACCCUCCCUCCCAUUCGUCCCCAUUGCACGCACGUUACCCUCGGAGAGCUCUGUCAUUCGAGUUGGUCGAUACUCUGAACGAGAUGGCAUCCCAAUCCCCAACCCCACCGAACCCUCAGACGCUCCGGUGGGCUUCAAAUCGAAGGUGGUCAGUCGGAAACAUUGCGAGUUCAUCUACAGUAAUGGCCAGUGGCACAUCAAAGAUGUAGGAAGCUCCUCUGGCACGUUUUUGAACCACAUGCGCUUGAGUCAGCCGAAUAUGGUGUCCCGUCUAUACUCGAUCAAGGACGGCGAUAUUGUGCAGCUGGGUAUUGAUUUCCGGGGCGGCGAGGAGAUGAUUUUCCGGUGUGUUCGGAUACGCAUUGAGUGCAACCGCUCCUGGCAGCAGCAGCCGAAUGAGUUUAAUAAAAACACCGAAAGCCUGAUCAAAAACUUGGGCAAGGGAGAUGGGGCCGACUACUCUGGUUGUCGAGAGUGCUCGAUUUGUCUGGGCUCUGUCUUGCGACCGUAUCAAUGUCUUUUCAUGGCAGCCUGUGCCCACGUCUGGCAUUACAAAUGCAUCAGUCGCUUACUCCACCAAGACUAUCCCAUGUUCCAGUGUCCCAACUGUCGUGCGUUCACCGAUCUCAGCGCCGAGGUCGAUGAUUCCAACGAUGUCGUCGAGAAUGAGGAGGCCAAGGGGCCAACUGAAGCUACAUCGACGAAUGACUCUGCAGAGGUCCCCGCCGGGACGCAGCCUGCACAGGCUACGACGACUACAAGUGUUGAGGGGCAGCAGCCCACGCCAUUGGAACCGCACUCAGAAGAACCGGACUUUGUCACCGACGUUGAGAACCUACACCUGCAGGACGAUAACGAUGAAGCAUCCGGGUCUGGAAUCGACAUGGAGGAUGGCCACAGCUCGGACUUUCCAGCUCCGAACGCUAGUAACGACGACCUGGCUCGCAGUGCCACUAUCAGCAUCCCUGGGUUCCAACCCACCCAACCUCUCAACGUACCUGCGGCUCGACAACCACACCUUCGAGCGGAUACACCAGGUCGCUCAGAGACAUCCGAUGACAACCCUCUGACUCCGCGAAACGACUCGGGCCCUCUAGCCUUCGAUGGUCGCGCGGGCAUGCGGUGA